Messenger RNA from Miniopterus natalensis, 1185 nucleotides. Its product is annotated as putative serpin A13. Gene Ontology annotation, molecular function: serine-type endopeptidase inhibitor activity. NCBI's taxonomy places the organism in Eukaryota, Metazoa, Chordata, Mammalia, Chiroptera, Miniopteridae. The record is from RefSeq and is a predicted model, not a curated record.
AUGGAGGCCCCUCGGUGGUGGCUGCUGGUCCCUGCGCUCAUGGCUGUGGGUCAUUGUCUGGCCCUGGUUCACCAAGAAGACUCUGAUCCCAUCGACCCCAGCCCUGAGGACAAUCCUCCCGGGCCUACCCUGCCCUGCCACAAGCUUUCUGUGAGCAACAUAGACUUUGCCUUUGACCUCUACAGACAGCUGGCUUUGGACGCCCCUGGAGAGAACAUUCUCUUCUCCCCAGCGAGCAUCACCUUGGCCUUGGCCACGCUCUCCCUGGGAGCCCCUGUAGCCAAUAGGGCCCAACUUCUAGAGGGCCUGGGGUUCAACCUCACCAUGCUGCCCGAGGCCGAGAUCCAGGAGGCCUUCCAGGACCUGCUGCUCAGGCUCCCUGCGCAGGACCCCCAGCUCCUCCUGACUGUGGGCCAGCGCAAGUUCAGUGGCCUGGGCCCUGGAGCCCCCCAGGACCCAGUGGGGGCCCAGAAAUGCAUCCACGAGUAUGUGGAGAAGCAGACGCAGGGGAAACUUGGGGCCUGGGUGGAGGAGCUCAGGAAUGAGACUGCAGCAGUCCUCGUGAAUCACGUGUUCCUUAGAGCGGGGUGGGCGCGACCCUUUGACCCGAGCGCCACCAGCCCGAGGAAGUUCUUCAUGGACGAGCGCCGGAGCGUGCAGGUGCCCAUGAUGAAGCAGAAGGCCCGUCACCGCUUCCUCCACGACCCCGAGCUGCAGUGCACCGUGCUGCAGAUGGACCACGCCGCCAACGCCACCACCCUCUUCAUCUUCCCCAAGCGGGGCCGGCUGGGGCAGCUGGAGGGCGCCCUGCUGCCCGAGGCGCUGAUCAAGUGGGACAGUCUGCUCAGGGCCAGAGAACUCGAUUUCCACUUCCCCAAAUUUUCCAUCUCCAGCACCUCCAGACUGAAGCUGCUCCUCCCACAAGUGACUGUGGGCGGAGGCCUCCCCGGGCAGCCUGGCCUGAGCAUUUCCAAGGUCACUCACAGGGCUGCGAUGACUCUGGAUGAGAAGGGCUCUGAGGCUGCGGCUGCCACCAGCAUCCAGCUCACUGCCGGGCCUCACCCCGACCCCGACACCACACCCGCCCCAGACACUGAGUUCAACAGGCCCUUCCUGGUGAUGACCUUCCACACAGACACAGGGAGCAUGCUUUUCCUGGGGAGGAUUGUAAACCCCCUGGGGUAA